Molecule: messenger RNA, 3777 nt
Organism: Symbiodinium sp. CCMP2592
Lineage: Eukaryota; Dinophyceae; Suessiales; Symbiodiniaceae
Source: the annotation of a GenBank genome assembly
AUGAUGCAGAGGAUGCUUGGGCCGGCUCUGGGCCUUCUCUUCGGGGCUGGCCUUGGGAUGGCGCAGUUUCCUGGCGCGGACCUUCCUUUUCCGCCGAUGCCCUCCGAGGCCGUGGUGGGACCGACUCUAGCAGACUCCAAGAACAGCUGGCCGAAAAAGCGUGAGAUACUGAAGAAGAACGCUCCGAACAUCGUGGUUAUUAUGAACGAUGAUGUGGGAUUUGGAGCGCCCGACACCUUCGGCGGUCCCAUCCACACACCGACUCUGUCGAAGAUCGCGUCGCGGGGUGUGUCCUACAAUCGCUUCCACACCACCGCAAUCUGCUCCCCCACGCGGGCGUCCGUUCUGACCGGCCGGAAUUCUCACAACAUCGGCGCUGGGCAGAUCACGGAGGCUGCAGCAGGCUUUCCUGGCUACACCGGAACAAUCCCAAAGUCCGCGGCGACGGUGGCAAAGGUGCUGUCUGGAUACGGCUAUGAUACGGCGGCCUUCGGAAAGUGGCACAACACCCCAGUCAACAAUCUGUUUAAGACCGGCCCCUUCGACCAAUAUCCGACAGGGCUUGGUUUCAGCUACUUCUACGGCUUCAUCGCCGGUGAGACGUCACAGUACGAGCCACGGCUGUUCGAGAACACCAACCCGAUCGAGCCUCCCUACACUGCGGAGCAGGGCUAUCACCUCACUGAGGAUCUCGCUGACCAAGCCAUCAAGUUCAUCCGCAACAACCGCGCUUUGACACCGGAUCGGCCUUUCUUUAUCUACUUCGCCCCUGGCGGAACGCACGGUCCUCACCACGUCCACAGCGAGUGGGCCGACAAGUACAAGGGCAAGUUCGACAUGGGCUGGGAGAAGCUCCGCAACAUCACCUUCCAAAAGCAGAAGGCGAUGGGAUGGAUUCCCAGCUCCACAGAGCUGACGGCCAUUGAUCCCACAAUGCAGAAGUGGGAGGACAUCCCCGAAUCAGAGAAGGCCUUCCAGCUGCGUCUCGUUGAGGUGUAUGCCGGCUAUCUCGAGCAUACGGAUACGCAGGAUGGCAAGGUCAUCGAGGAGCUGGAGCGCCAAGGGCUUUUCAACAACACUUUGGUGAUCUACAUCCUUGGUGACAACGGAGCCUCUGCCGAAGGUCAGCAUGGCACCAUCGACGAGCUCAUCGCAGAGAACGGGCUGCCAAGCACUGCGGAGCUUCAAAUCGAGGUCUUGAACCGGGAUUUCGGCGGACUGGAUGCUCUGGGCUCCAAGCACGUGGACAACAUGUACCAUAGCUCCUGGGCAUGGGCUCUGGACACGCCGUUCAAGAGCACAAAGUUGGUCGCUGCUCACUUCGGCGGCACAAGAACUCCGCUGGUUAUGUCCUGGCCAAACGUCAUCAAGCAUGAUUCAACUCCGCGAUCCCAAUUCCACCAUGUCUGCGACAUCGUGCCAACAAUCUACGAGGCGAUUGGUAUCAAGGUGCCAGAGCAUGUGGAAGGCACGGCCCAGAUGCCUCUUGAUGGCGUCUCCAUGAUGUACACCUGGAACAAUGCCUCUGCAGUGGGACGGAAGAGCACCCAAUACUUCGAGGUCAUGGGCAGCCGCGGUGUCUACAAGGAUGGUUGGUUUGCGAGCGUCUUCGGCCCUCGCAUCCCUUGGCACUCGAACGCCACACGCUUGAAGGAGUGGAACCCGGACACUGACGUGUGGGAGCUGUACGACCUGACAAAGGACUACUCUCAGGCCCACGACCUUGCCAAGGAGAUGCCGGAUAAGGUUGAGAAGAUGAAGGGCAUUUUCCUUGUGGAGGCCACGAAGAACAAGGUCCUUCCUGUUGGUGCAGGCUUGUGGACGGUCGCCUAUCAUCCAGAGGAUAGCCCGAGAUCGCCCUUGACGGAAUGGUACCUCUACGAGGGCAUGACGCGAAUUGCAGAAUCGAACGCCCCGCUCUUCCGUACCGGCAAAAACUCCAUUGCCAUCGCGGACGUUGAGGUGCCGAAGAACGCUUCUGGUGUGUUGUACUGCGUCGGCGGCACAUCUGGGGGCUUCUCAGUGUACAUGGACCAGGGAUACCUCUACGCAGAGUACAUGGCUACUCUGCUCUACCGCUACAUCGCCAAGUCCUCCGCGCCAUUGACACCAGGGAAUGCGAAGAUUGAAAUCAAGCUGCAAUUCGAGACACAGCCGGUGAUUGCUCCGGCGAAUCUUACCAUGUCCGUGAACGGAAGUGUGAUGGCCUCGAUGAUUGUUGAGAAAUCCAUCCGUUUGGCCUUCGACGCUUCCGAGACUUUUGAUGUGGGAAUGGACUUGGGUUCGCCCGUCUCCAUGCUCUACCAGGCCCGCUCGCCGUUCAAGUUCAGCGGCAAGAUCAACCAGCUGCAUCACGGCUACAGCAAGGAGAAGGAAACCUUGCAGAUUCACGUACUCGAGGAGGGCCAGUCCAAGAAGCUCUCCGAACAGACGAUGGAGGCAAGGAUCGACGAGGAGGUGGGGAAGAUGCGUGUGACGACCUUCAACCUUUCCUGCCGAGUCAUGGUCCACAUUGGUGUGAUCGCCGUGCUUGUGGCGCUGAUGGAAGCUCACCGGAAGCCGAGUCUGAGAUCACUCCUCUGGCUCUUAUGGAUGUUUUUGCCGUACUGCGCGGACGUUUUAAGCGUUCUGGGGCAUGUGCGCCUAUCCCCAGCCCGCGUGCGAGCCACCUGUGUCGGCAUCUACCUUUGCGCCCUCGGGGGCACGAUUUCUUUGGCAUGGGAGCCGAAAGAAGAGUAUGUUGGUCGGGCCGGGGUGUCGGUGGCAGCGCAGCUGGUGUUGGGGAUCACCUUUCCGGACACGGCAGUUGCAGCUCCUUUUUCCUUGCUCUUCCUCGCCGCAUACGUCUGGACCGCAAUGGAGGUGUGUGGGGUGGAAGCCAUCAACGCUUGGUUCCUCUUCCAGCAGGGUUUCCAGCUGGUGCUGAACGUAUUGGUUCCUGUGGUGCUGGAAAAGAUCAACCGCGAUCGCAUCGCUGCCUCCUUUCAAUCAAAGGAUGCCGAUGCUUUGAUCUCGGGCUUCCGGCAGAUGUUGCGAGGCAUUUGUGAUGGAGACUUACUGCUGGAUGGAAGCUUCAAAAUCUCCGGCAGUGCAGGAUGCCUGAAGCGCAUUCUCGAAACACCUACGGAUUUUGUCGGAAUGCAGUUUCAGGACUUGAUCGAUGAUUUCCAGGAGGAAUCACGCAGCAUGUUUGAUGAGUUCCUGGCGCGCAGCACGCCCAAGACCGCGUCUGAAGAAUCCGAGCAGCAGCAGAGUGCGCCGCAAUGUCUCCGGGUGCCGCUGAAGUCGCCAUCUGGGCGGACGGUCUCUGUGGACGUGUUCCAUGCACACCCACCCGCGGGCGAAGUCGUGGACAACGGCAUCUUUGAGGAUUGGGUGCUGGCCCUCUAUGCCGACGAUUCCGACGAUGCCGCGCCGGCGCCCGACUCCGACUCGGAUGCGACGGCGGAGUCCGCAUGGCCAGAAAAUAACGCCACUCGUCAUGACGAGCUCCUGGCGGGACAACUGGCGGUGUGGCCGCAGGAGUUGCCAGUGCCAGCGGAACUGGCCAGCUCCUCCUCUGGCCCCGCUGUGAUGAUCUCGCCGGAGGACGCGGACGCUCAGGCUCUGUGGGAGGAAUUCCUCGCGGCGGAGGAGGCAGAGCAGGAUUUCCGGGCAGCCGAGCCGUUGGUGCCGCUGGUGAUUGUUGCGGCACCGGACAGCGCCGAGUCGGGGAAUGAAGGCGCCGUACAAUACCAGCCGGCUUCCGUGCGGCGAAUGUGGUCAGUGCCUGUAUAA